GGCGCGACUCGCGGCCCCGCUCUAGCCAGGACGCACGUGUGCGCGCGGCGCCCGGCAGCCGCCACCGCGGGGCGCAGCCGAGACCCGCGCCUCGCCCGGCCGGCUGCCCGCGAGGCCCGUGGCCGCCGCAGGAGCCGGCAUGAGCGGCGCACGGCGGAGCUGACGCCGGCCCCCGGCCCGUGUCCUUCGCCAUGCUACGCUCGGCACCGCCGGGCCGCUACCUGUACCCCGAGGUGAGCCCGCUGUCGGAGGACGAGGACCGCGGCAGCGAGAGCUCGGGCUCGGACGAGAAGCCCUGCCGCGUGCAUGCAGCGCGCUGCGGCCUCCAGGGCGCCCGGCGGCGGGCUGCAGGCCGGCGGGCCGGGGGAGGUGGGCCGGGACCCGGGGGGCGGCCGGGUCGCGAGCCUCGGCAGCGGCACACAGCGAACGCGCGCGAGCGGGACCGCACCAACAGCGUGAACACGGCCUUCACCGCGCUGCGCACGCUCAUCCCCACCGAACCAGCCGACCGCAAGCUCUCCAAGAUCGAGACGCUGCGCCUGGCCUCCAGCUACAUCUCGCACCUGGGCAACGUGCUGCUGGUGGGCGAGGCCUGCGGCGAUGGGCAGCCGUGCCACUCCGGACCCACCUUCUUCCAUGCGGCACGCACCGGCAGCCCCCCACCCCCGCCGCCUCCACCGCCAGCCCGAGAUGGCGAGAAUGCGCAGCCCAAACAGAUCUGCACCUUCUGCCUCAGCAACCAGAGAAAGUUGAGCAAGGACCGAGACAGAAAAACGGCAAUUCGGAGUUAGGAGGAGGGCCCAAGCAGCCGAGGCGGAUGCAUGGGGAAGGUGGAUGCCAGCGGGGGAUGCACAGACCCCACCUGGACCUGACCUGGGCACGAACCCAGAGAGCACCCACCAGGCCAGACCCGCCCCUGGCUGUGAGCAGGGCCAACGGACAGAUGGACCGACAGGCAGCAGCCUGACUUUGAGCAGCUCAGCACCCGCCCGGCCACUGGAACUUUCCAUGCUGGCUCCCUACCUGGGCUGAGUGUUGGCACCCUGCAUCUCUGAUGUGAUAAUAUAAAGUGUGGAAAUUUUGUAUAAUUAAAAAAUGGAACAGUAUCUUCCAAAUA
Sciurus carolinensis (gray squirrel) is the source of this 1117-nucleotide messenger RNA. It is a transcript of the gene Scx, whose product is annotated as scleraxis bHLH transcription factor. Gene Ontology annotation, biological process: regulation of transcription by RNA polymerase II; developmental process. Lineage: Eukaryota; Metazoa; Chordata; Mammalia; Rodentia; Sciuridae. The transcript is spliced from 2 exons. Gene Ontology annotation, molecular function: DNA-binding transcription factor activity, RNA polymerase II-specific; protein dimerization activity; RNA polymerase II transcription regulatory region sequence-specific DNA binding. The coding region runs from base 192 to 791 and encodes 199 amino acids. The record is from RefSeq and is a predicted model, not a curated record.